Messenger RNA from Sorex fumeus (smoky shrew), 456 nucleotides. Its product is annotated as histone H3.1-like. Gene Ontology annotation, cellular component: nucleosome. The record is from RefSeq and is a predicted model, not a curated record. The coding region runs from base 1 to 456 and encodes 151 amino acids. NCBI's taxonomy places the organism in Eukaryota, Metazoa, Chordata, Mammalia, Eulipotyphla, Soricidae. Gene Ontology annotation, molecular function: structural constituent of chromatin; DNA binding; protein heterodimerization activity. The transcript is spliced from 2 exons.
AUGCUCACAGCUGAACUCCACAGUCUCCGGAUGAACCUCAUGCAGAGGGCUCAUACUAAUCCGACGACACGCAAGUCAACAGGUGGGAAGGUGCCCCGCAAGCAGCUGGCCACCAAGGCAGCCCACAAGAGCGUGCCAGCCACGGGAGGUAAUAAGAAGCCUCACUGCUACCUGCCCGACACCGUGGUGCUUCGUGAGAUCUGCCGCUACCAGAAGUCCACCGAGCUGCUUAUCCACAAGCUGCCAUUCCAGCUGCUGGUGCACGAGAUCACGCAGGACUUCAAGACUGACCUGCACUCCCAGAGCUUGGCAAUCAUGGCACUGCAGGAGGCUUGUGAAGCCUAUCUGAUGGGGCUCUUCGAGGACACCAACUUUUGCAUCAUCCACACCAAGUGUGUCACCAUUAUGCCCAAAGACAUCCAGCUGGUGUGCCGCAUCCGCAGAGAGAGGGCUUAA